Messenger RNA from Nerophis ophidion (straightnose pipefish), 1096 nucleotides. RefSeq names its product cyclin dependent kinase inhibitor 1Ca (gene cdkn1ca). Bases 31 to 465 code for a protein of 144 amino acids. Gene Ontology annotation, biological process: regulation of cell cycle. Lineage: Eukaryota; Metazoa; Chordata; Actinopteri; Syngnathiformes; Syngnathidae. Gene Ontology annotation, molecular function: cyclin-dependent protein serine/threonine kinase inhibitor activity. The transcript is spliced from 2 exons. The record is from RefSeq and is a predicted model, not a curated record. Gene Ontology annotation, cellular component: nucleus.
GUUUGGAGCCGCAACACAACUUCCGAGAAGAUGAAAGCCAGCGUGUGCAGAUGUUUGUUCGGCCCGGCGGAUCACGACCAGCGACGCGGGGACUUGGAGCUAAAACUCGGGGAAAUUGCGGCGGAGAACAACGAGCGAUGGAACUUUAACUUCGUCACCGACACGCCGAUGCCGGGGAGGUUCGAGUGGGAGUCCACCCACCUCUCCGCCGACUUUUACCUGGAGAUGGAGGCGGCAUCCCCGGGGAGGGACUCUUCCAUGCUGGAGGGGAACAACCGCGGCAGCUCGUCCAAGAAACAUCCCGAUAAAGUGACGCCUGUGCGGGGGAGGAGGACCAUGCUGAAGGCCUGGAGGAAUGCAAGAAUCACAGACUUUUUUGUCAAGAGGAGGAGCUUCACAGAAAGCAAACUCAGCAACUUUGUGACAAGUUCCACGGACGCAUCUUCGUGCAAAACAAUGAGAUGACCGUUCGGCCACUUAUACAUACUCUUAAACUCAUCGGGGGGGCGAAGACUGAUUGUUCUUUCAGUGCAUUUUUGCUGUAUUUUAUUCCAUUUUACAUCGUUUUUCCUGUAAAACUGACAUUUUUGAUGUUCAAUAAGUUACUCCAAAGUUAAACAGGACAUAAAAGUCCUAUCAUUUUUGGUUUUAAUUAUUUUUGCUCUCUCCAACUUCUACAGAAAUACCAAACAUGUUAAUAUUUUAACCCUCUGAAAGCCUUUUGAUCAAAUGAUGUCACCGGUUUCAGUUGGUCUAAAUUUGCAUAAUGACUUCGCUUUUUCGGCUUUAAAUAUGCCUUGUUUUGUUUUUAGUUUCUCUUUUUUCCCUGUUUGUUGUUGUUGUUAUUGUUGUCUAGUUCCUACAAUGUGCAGAAUGGGACUUUCUCUGCUGCUUUUAUUUAUAUGCUUAAUUUUAUUCAAUUGAAAAUGUGUAGUUCUUUAUUUAUUGUAUUUAUCUUCAUUUUAAUUUAACAUGCUUUUUUUUAUUUUAAUAAUUAUUAUUGUUUGAUGUGUAGUUAGUUUUUUAUCAUUUUUAAAAUAGAAUGUUAUCUUUGUGAAAUAUAAAGAAAGCUCCAGUGUAAGUUGAUGUCUGAAAC